Echinococcus granulosus is the source of this 1632-nucleotide messenger RNA. RefSeq names its product Zinc finger RAD18 domain-containing protein. The record is from RefSeq and is a predicted model, not a curated record. NCBI's taxonomy places the organism in Eukaryota, Metazoa, Platyhelminthes, Cestoda, Cyclophyllidea, Taeniidae. Gene Ontology annotation, cellular component: nucleus. The transcript has 8 exons. Gene Ontology annotation, biological process: DNA repair. Gene Ontology annotation, molecular function: single-stranded DNA binding; metalloendopeptidase activity; polyubiquitin modification-dependent protein binding. The coding region runs from base 1 to 1632 and encodes 543 amino acids.
AUGGUGAGUGCCAUCGACGCAUCCUCGUGGUACAAAGAUGGCUACAUUGAAAGCAUCAGGCGAGUGGAUUCCCUCCACCGAAAUCAUCCUCCGUACAUACAAAUUCGCAAUGCAGAUUCGUACCCUUUCCUCGACGCCGAUACUUUUGUUCCGCCCGUCCACUUUUUUACCUCAUCCUUGCGACCAAAGAAGGCAUCGAAGGCUUAUCAACUACCGGAUCCCUAUGGAAUGGAUACCUCCCAAGUUGACCAGCCAGCCGUUCAAGUUGGAAGCGAAGUGAAAAGCGUUGAUCGGAAACGACGUCUAAAAUCGCCACCUCCAUCACUGCCGGCGAAAUCAAAGCAAAAAGUCAUGUCUGGUGAACACAAUCGUGAGCAGGGUGUAGACGAAUUGAAUCCGGUUUAUCAUAUAUAUCAUCCCUUAAACGACCGAAUACCCACAAAAGUUCCUAAGAGAAGAUAUGCAGAUAAGGAAGGUCUUUUCACCCCCAAUAUAGAGAUAUCGCCGGUCGAUCCGAUUUGGCAGUCUAUUGACCCGACUCCUGAUGUUCGGAGUCUUUUUGCUACCUUUGACGCUCAAUUUUUUGGAGGAAGACUGUCUUGUGUAGAAGUUCGGUGGAGUCCUCGAAUGACUCUCUGCGCAGGUCAGUGCAUCUAUGAGGGUCCUGGAGGCCUCUGUUCGAUUCGUUUGAGCGAACCUCUUCUUAAAUAUCGCCCACGGACACGAGAUGAUACAUGCAUAUCUUUUUGUAACACAGAACAAAAGGGUAAGUUGCAGAUUAUAGCUUUAGUGACUAAUUGUACACAGGAUCGUAGUGCUCAUGGGCCCGUUUUCCGAUUCCACAUGAACCGGAUUAACAAAUGUGCCAAGACCAACAUAACUGUUUACCACAGUUUUCAUGACGAAGUUGAUAAUUAUAAAGUUCACUGGUGGAAGUGCAACGGUCCAUGUGCAAAUCGUCCCCCAUUUUAUGGUUUAGUGAGACGUUCUAUGAACCGGGCACCGGGACCUAACGAUCUCUGGUGGGCUGAGCAUCAAGCUUCCUGUUCUGGUCAGUUUAUUAAGAUUUCAGAACCUGAAAGUCCCAAAAAUACCGCGAAGAAGAGUAAAAAGGGAAGGGAAAAAUCAAAUUCCCAAGUGAAGACUUCCGGCUCUACGCCCGAUCUGCGCCAGUUCUUUCAAAAGUCACUCAAAACAGAAGAUACACAUGCGAGUUCAUCCAUGGCAUCAGAGACGACCAUGUUGAAAGAGCCGGUGGUUCCUUUUAAUGGAGUCGGGCAUAGGUUAGGGGGUUCUCCGUCCCCAUCGGCUCGAUCUCGCCUUUUGGCCUUGACCGCUCCGCGUCCCACGUCCUUGCAACCCACGUUUGCCACGGCCUCAGCCACUGGCUGUGGUUCUGACCCUAGCUUUGCCGGCCCGUCCGUCAGCAACGAUAGCGAUUUCACGCCCAUGGGAGCGGUCCAAUGCCCGGUCUGCUUCCAAGCUGUGCUGGCGGAGUUGGUGAACGAGCACUUGGAUGCAUGUCUUGUUGCUGCGACGCUGACUCACGUCUACACCUGCAGUUUGUGUCGCCGGGGUUUUGCUGUGCCGGAAACGCUUACAAUGGCGGUGGAGACGCGAAAACCGGUAUAG